Zingiber officinale is the source of this 2015-nucleotide messenger RNA. RefSeq lists its product as uncharacterized. The coding region runs from base 356 to 1447 and encodes 363 amino acids. The transcript is spliced from 4 exons. NCBI's taxonomy places the organism in Eukaryota, Viridiplantae, Streptophyta, Magnoliopsida, Zingiberales, Zingiberaceae. Gene Ontology annotation, molecular function: zinc ion binding. The record is from RefSeq and is a predicted model, not a curated record.
AGAGGACUUGAUAAGCAGAAGUGGAAACUCGUCCCAAGCCGUAUGGACCCUGUGCGGAAGUCCCGAUCUCCUUUCCUUGGACUAGUUCCACUGACCGGCAUCAUCAUCUUUUGAAGACUUUAGCCACAAGUCCAGGGACCUCGGCAACUUCGAGACUGCCAUAAAGUUCACAGGAGCAGUCGAGAUCAGUCAGUCACACAAAACUUCAGGAUCGGUCGCCUCUGCCUUCUGUUUCGUUCUCCUUUCUGGGAAGCGGAUCGGGGUGAACCUGGCUUUUGUUUCACCGAUUCUCUGUCAAGCUCCCAUAGCCAAUCUUCCUCCAGUAGAAGUUAGGUCAAGGUUACUAAUUUAUCCAAUGGAACUCAAGGAAGAAACGAUAUUUCAACAUGAUAGUUGCAGCAACAAAAGGAACUCAUGCUCUUCCAUCUGUGAUGAAAAUUUAGAGACAUCACGGGCAUCAGCUUGUAGUACAGAAAAGGAUGUGGAUAUUUUAAUGUGUAGAGUUUGCCAUUGUCUCGAACCUGACAUCAGGGGAGAUGCUGCUUUAGAAUUUUUAAAUAUUAUCCCUCCAUCACAAGGAUUAUCAGAAAUCAACAAUGACCGAAAUUCAUAUGACGAACUUCCUCAAAAAUGGACUGUAAAAGGAUCCAUCAAUAACAAGUCUUCUCAGGAGGAUACUGAUUUUAUUCAGUUUAUAAGUCCUGAAGGUGAGAUAUUGGUUUGCAGUGCUGAUGUAGAAUCAGGUUCAUGCCUUUGUCAUGACACAAUCAUAGAUCUAGGAUGCUCUUGCAAAAACGAUCUUUCUCAUGCUCAUUAUGCUUGUGCACUUAAGUGGUUUAUAAGUCAUGGUUCCACUGUAUGUGAGAUCUGCGGAAGUUUAGCUAAAAAUGUACGAGUAGAGGAUUUUAGAAAGGUUGUGGCUUCCUUAAAAGACUAUGAAGAACUAAGGGAUAGAACAGUCACAGGAGAACCUACUUAUAUAAACAUGGAGGCAAGUUCUGGUAUUGAUCCUGAUGCUGUUGCUGCUAUUAGAAGGCAAAGACUUAGUGAGAUAUCAUUGUGGUUCAAUCCUCAUAAUAAUACUGCAUCAAUCUCCCAGGAGGCUGUAGAGGAAGUGCCAUAUAAUCCAAUAGAAAAUGUUGUAACUAGGGACACACAAAUAAACAAGUCAGCUUUGGAGCACUCAGGAAUUUUAGUUGUUACUGGUCUGCUCACCGUUAUUCUUUUCUGGUUUGUUGCUCCUCGAAUCGGAAAGAAAGGUGCAAAAUUUGGUUUCCAUAUUCUUCUUGGAGGGCUAUGUGUGUUGGCAGUAGUGAUCUUUGUUAGAUUUAUAAUGCCAACCAGAUUCAAACAUGGGUUAACGCGCUAUUGGGCAAUCUUGUUUGUGUUUUGGUUUCUUGCUUUUGCAAUUUGGGCUACUCGGACCCACAAUAUCCGUGCAAAAUAAUCCUGCCUUGACGUGCUGGGAAGGUCCAUACUUUCAUUUGCAUGUGAAAGCAGUGACUGCAGGACAACUGCAUUCUGAAAGGUGAUGUCCAAUCAUCAGUUGACAUUCAAACUAAAUGUUUGGACUCUUGCCAGCCGGUAGUUUUGACAGGAGAGGUCUAUAGUUUUUGCUGGAUCACAGGUAGGUAUCCUGCUGCACCCAGGUAAACCUUGUAUGAAACUUGUUUAUAGAAUCAAGUGGUAAUUUAGUAGUUGUUUACCGCAAUGCUCUUUUGCCUUCUUGGUAAUGAUUUCUUCUUUUUUCUUGGUAAUACGCCAAAUUGUGAGUUUUGAACGUAAUCAAACCAUCUAGAAUCCCGAUCCAUUUUUUCAUGCCUCUGGCAAAGUGUGCCUGGGAGUGCUGUAAAGUCAUUAUCCCUCCCAUGGAAUGUAGUAUUUCUACAAGUGAGUUUGUGGUUCUGCUAGAUUGUUAAGUAUCUUGUGUUGUACAUAAAUAACAUGAAAUAAGUCUGUUAUUUUGACUUGGCUUAAAUGGGCAUGCUGCAACUUUUUGUAUGAUACACAUCAUA